This is a messenger RNA of Rotaria sp. Silwood1, 13821 nucleotides long. NCBI's taxonomy places the organism in Eukaryota, Metazoa, Rotifera, Eurotatoria, Philodinida, Philodinidae. The record is from the annotation of a GenBank genome assembly.
AUGGGUGUCAGUAAAUGUCCAUACUUUUUCGAACUUGUAGAAGAAAUAAGAAAUACAGAACAAAUACAAAAUAUAAGUCAAGAUUUUCGGCUUGAAAUGUGGACAGGAUCAAAAAUAAAUGAUUUAUUCGAUGCAUGGUUUAUUGCCGAUAUAGUUCUAAUUGAAGCUUUGUACAAUAAAAGUUCAUCUUGGGCAAAUACUUUAGUACUUUCUCAACUUCAACAAAUUGCUGAUUUGUCUUUUUAUCAUCUUUUUAAUUCAUUUGAAACAAGUCGAAUUAUUGCAGGUCCAAUUAUUAGCGAUAUUAUGGAAAAUAUACGAAAUAUCAUCAAUGAAAAUCCAACUACAAUAUCAAUUGUAUGUUGUUGUAUUACUGCUCUUGCAAAUAAAUUAUUUAUAAUUUUAGCCCAAUCAACAGUAACAUGUUUACCGGCCGCUUGGAAUAAUACCUUUCGAACAUUAGCAGGUAUAUCAGGUCUAGCAGCAAGUACAUCAACAACACUUUAUAAUCCAUAUGGUGUUGCAUUUGAUACAAGUGGUACAAUGUAUGUCGCUGAUCAGAAUAACAAUCGCAUUCAAAAAUUUGUUGGUGGAUCAGCAACAGCAACAACCGUUUCAGGUUUAUCUUUAUUGUAUCCAAGUGAUGUUCAUGUUGACAAUAAUAAUAUUCUAUAUAUAUUGGAUACUAAUAAUUUUCGAGUAUUGCGUUGGAAUAGUGGCACGGUGACAACAGUAGCUGGCGGUCAUGGUAACGGUGCAGCAUAUAACCAAAUAUCUUACAGCUACGGAAUGUUUCUUGAUUCAUUCUCUAAUAUAUAUGUAUCAGAUUGCAGCAAUCAUCGUGUUACGUUAUGGACAGGCGGAAACACAGCUACGAGUCAAUUGGUUGCCGGCGGAUAUGGAGCUGCAAAUACACCACAACAACUUAAUUGUCCCGUUGGACUCUAUGUUGAUAAUAGUGGAAGUAUAUAUGUUACUGAUUAUAACAACCACCGUGUCCAACUAUGGUAUUCAGGUGCAGCUAUAGGUGUCACAGUGGCUGGUCAGUCAGGUGUAUCGGGUCCAUGGUCAUAUCAAUUAAGUAAUCCAUCAUCGGUGAUUUAUGAUCAACAUAAUUAUCUUUAUAUUCUUGAUUCUGGCAACAGUAGAAUUCAACGUUGGAUUCCUGGAGCAACCUAUGGAGUAACUGUUGCAGCAACAACAAUGUCUAGUCCACGAGGAUUAACUUUUGAUGGUAAUGGAAAUAUGAUUGUAGCUGAUAAUAGUAAUCAUCGAAUUAUUUCAUUUGCUAUGUAUUGUCCACCGAAUGCAACAACAACAACACUACCAACACCUCAAGUAACCAUUCCGAUGUGUCAACCAGCUGCUUGGAAUCAAAGUUUUACAGUUUUAGCUGGAUCAUCAGGAAAUGCUGGAACAUCAUCAACUUUACUUUACCACCCAUAUAGUUCAUUUAUUGAUAUAUAUGGAAAUCUUUAUGUUGUUGAUAAUUAUAAUGAUAGAAUUCAAUAUUUUCCAAGAGGUUCAACAACAGCAACAACAGUUGCAGGUGUAACAUCAAAUGGUGGUUCAAGUUAUUCUCAAUUAAAUAAUCCAUCAAGCAUUUAUGUUGAUGCAAAUCAAAUAAUGUAUAUAUUAGAUACAAGUAAUUGUCGGGUACUUCGAUGGACUCCUGGAGAUCCACUUGGUUUUCCUGUUGCCGGUGAUCAUGGUUGUGGAGCAGCAUUAACGCAAAUUGAUACUAGUUAUUCUAUGUUUAUUGAUAAUCAAUAUAAUAUUUAUAUAUCAGAAUAUGCAAAUCACAGAGUUACACUAUGGUCACCAACUAAUACAUCAGCUGGAACUUUGAUUGCAGGUGGUUAUGGUUCUGGAAGUACACCAGAGAGACUAUCUUACCCAUGGGGAAUCUAUGUUGAUUCAAAUCAAGCAGUUUACGUGGUUGACAGGUCGAAUCAUAGAGUACAACUUUGGUAUUCAGGAGCACUAUCAGGUAUAACUGUAGCUGGCGCAACAGGUAGUGCUGGUCCAUGGUCCUAUCAAUUCAGUAGUCCAACUGCCAUUACUCUCGAUCCAUUUGGUUACAUGUAUAUUUUGGAUACUGGAAAUUCACGAGUUCAAAAAUGGCUACCAGGAGCAGCUUAUGGAGCAACAGUUAUAUCAGGAUCACUGAAUACUCCAUAUGGAUUAAUAUUUGAUCUUCGUGGAAAUAUUGUUAUUAGUGAUACAGUCAACUAUAGAAUUCUAUCUUAUGCUAUGACAUGUCCUACUACUACAACAACAACAGCGUCACCACCAACAACCACACAAGCUUCAUUGUGUCCAACACCUCAAUGGAAUCAAACAUUAUCUGUAUUAGCUGGUAUAGCAGGAAGUGCAGGAACUUCAGCAACUUUAUUAAAUUAUCCAUACAAUAUAGAUUUUGAUGGAUAUCAAAAUUUAUAUGUUGCUGAUACAGCUAAUCAUAGAAUUCAAUAUUAUCCUCGUGGAACAUCAAUAGGUACCACUGUAGCUGGAAGUUCAGGUUCUUAUGGUAGUACUUAUGCUCAAUUAUAUAAUCCAUAUGCAAUUUAUGUUGAUUCAAAUCGAGUCAUGUAUAUAUUAGAUACAACUAAUUGUCGAGUUUUACGAUGGCAAUUUGGUGAACCACGUGGUUAUCUUGUUGCUGGAGGAAAUGGUAAUGGUGGAGCAUAUAAUCAAAUCGGUACAAGUUAUGGCAUGUUUGUUGAUAGUCAAUCGAAUAUCUAUGUAUCUGAAUCUACUAAUCACAGAGUUACAUUAUGGUUAACAACAAAUACAACAUGGGGAAUAUUAGUUGCUGGUGGAAACGGUGCUGGAAGUUCAUCAGAAAGAUUAUACAAUCCUUGGGGUAUUUAUGUUGAUUCUAAUCAAACGAUGUACAUUGUUGAUAGAACUAACCAUCGAGUACAACUAUGGCUUAAUGGAGCAAUAAGUGGUACGACUGUUGCUGGUUCAACUGGUGAUGCAGGUCCAUGGUCUUAUCAAUUGAGCAGUCCAACAUCAAUAUUGUUAGAUCCAUAUGGUUAUUUAUAUAUACUGGAUUUUGGAAAUAAUAGAAUUCAAAAAUGGUAUCCAGGUGCAGCUUAUGGAACAACAGUUAUAUCAGCAUCCUUUUAUAAUCCAUGUGGAAUGCAAUUUGAUCUCUUCAAUAACCUUGUGGUAGCUGAUACUUAUUAUCAUCGAGUUGUAUCCUUUAGUGUUUAUUGUGCUACAACAACAACAACAACAACGCCAUCUCCACCAACAUCAUCACCAACACCGAUAUGUGCAACAGCUCAAUGGAAUCAAACAUUUUCAACAUUGGCUGGUGUAUCAGGAAGCAGAGGAACAACACCUACAUUAUUGUAUAAUCCAUGUGAUGCUGUUUUGGAUGGAUAUCAAAACUUAUAUGUUGCUGAUACAACUAAUCAUAGAAUACAAUAUUUUCCUCGAGGAACAACAACAGGUAUAACUAUUGCUGGAAGUUCAGGUUCAGCUGGUAGUGCCUACGCUCAAUUGAAUAAUCCACAUGCAAUUUAUGUUGAUUCAAAUCGAGUCAUGUAUAUAUUAGAUACAACUAAUUAUAGAGUUUUACGAUGGCAAUUUGGCGAUCCAUUUGGUUCUGUUGUGGCUGGUGGAAAUGGAGCUGGUGCAGCAUUGACUCAAAUAACAACAAGUUAUGCCAUGUUUGUUGAUAGUCAAUCGAAUAUCUAUGUAUCUGAAUAUAGUAAUCACAGAGUGACAUUAUGGUUAACAACAAAUACAACAUCAGGAAUAUUGGUUGCUGGUGGAAAUGGUGCUGGAAGUACAUCAGAAAGAUUAUACAAUCCUUGGGGUAUUUAUGUUGAUGUUAAUGGAACAAUGUAUAUAUGUGAUACAACAAAUCAUCGAGUGCAACUUUGGAAAUCUGGAGCAAUAAGUGGUUCUACUGUUGCUGGUUCAACUGGUGAUGCAGGUCCAAAUGCAUAUCAAUUAAAUACUCCAACAGGCAUAACUGUUGAUCCAUAUGGUUAUAUAUAUGUAUUAGAUACUGCAAAUUCUCGCGUUCAGAAAUGGUAUCCCGGUGCAAGUUAUGGAACAACAGCAAUAGCAACAUCAAUGAGUACUCCAUAUGGUUUGCAUGCUGAUAAUCAAGGAAAUCUUGUUAUUACAGAUACAUAUAACUAUCGAAUUCUAUCUUUUGCUAUGACAUGUCCUGGUACAACAACAACAACAGCGGCGCCAGUAUUUCAAGCAACUGUUCCAGUUUGUUCUACUGCUGUUUGGAAUCAAACAUUUUCUACACUAGUUGGAUCAAUGGGAACAUAUGGUUCAACAGCAACAUUAUUAUAUAGUCCAUCAAGUAUUGCUUUUGAUGGAUAUGGAUAUAUGUAUAUUGCUGAUAUAAAUAAUCAUAGAAUUCAACGAUAUCCACCAGGAUCAAACGUUGGUACAACUGUAGCUGGUGUAACAAGUUCUUGGGGAAGUUCACGAGCACAACUCUACACUCCAUAUGGAUUACACGUUACUACCAAUAGAACAAUGUUUAUAUUAGACACAUCAAAUUAUAGAAUUUUAAAAUGGCAAUUAGGAGAUCCAAUGGGUUAUAUUAUUGCUGGUGGAAAUGGUAAUGGUGGAGGAUUUAAUCAAAUUGGUGUGAGUUAUGCAAUGUUUGUUGAUGGUCAAUACAAUAUUUACAUAUCAGAAUAUAGUAAUAAUAGAAUAACAAAAUGGUCUAUGUCUAAUACAACUUAUGGAACUUUGGUUGCUGGUGGAAAUGGUGCUGGUAAUACAGCCGACAAAAUAACAAGUCCAUGGGGAAUCUAUGUUACUAAUAAUUCGACAUAUAUUGUUGACCAAGGAAAUCAUAGAGUGCAAAAAUGGAAUUUCGGUGCAAGUCUUGCUACAACAGUCGCUGGUUCAACAAGUGAUCCCGGUCCAUGGGCACAUCAAUUUGAUACUCCAACAUCAAUUACCAUUGAUCCGUAUGGCUAUAUAUAUAUAUUAGAUUAUAAUAAUGACAGAGUUCAAAAAUGGUAUCCAGGUGCUCCCUAUGGUACAACAGUUGCAUCAACAACCAUGGCUUCACCAUUGGCAAUGCAAUUUGAUCCCUCUGGUAAUCUUGUUAUAUCGGAUACAAACUAUCAUCGUGUUAUAUCAUUCAGCAUGACAUGUCCUUCACCAACAACAACGACAACACUACCACCAACUCAAGCAGCAACACCAGUGUGUCAAACAGCCAUAUGGAAUCAAACAUUUUCAACAUUAGCUGGAUCAAUGAACACACUUGGAUCAACAUCAACAUUACUUUAUUAUCCAUACGACGUUAAUUUUGAUGGUUAUGGCAAUAUGUAUGUUGCUGAUCAUUAUAAUCAUAGAAUUCAGAAAUUUCCUCCAGGAUCGAAUACUGGUACAACAGUAGCUGGUUCAUCAGGUUCAGCUGGAAGUUCACGCGCACAAUUGCGUUAUCCAUCAGGAAUUUUUGUUAGUCCAAAUCAAGAUAUGUAUAUUUUAGACACAAGCAACUAUAGAAUUUUAAAAUGGCAAUUAGGAGAACCCAUUGGUUAUGUUGUUGCAGGUGGAAAUGGUAAUGGUGGUGCAUUUACGCAAAUUGGUCAGAGUUUUGGAAUGUUUGUUGAUCAAAAUUAUGAUAUUUAUAUAUCUGAACAAGGAAAUCAUCGUGUUUCAAAGUGGUUUAAUGGAAAUACAACCGCCGGAGUUUUAGUUGCUGGUGGAAAUGGUGCUGGAAAUACAGACGAUAAACUGAAUUUACCAUGGGGAAUUUACGUUGAAGUCAAUGGAACUAUGUUCAUCGUUGAUAGAGGAAAUCAUCGAGUGCAAAAAUGGGAAGCAGGUGCUAGUCUUGGUGCAACAGUAGCUGGUUCAACAAGUGAUCCAGGUCCAUGGUCAUAUCAAUUUGAUGAUCCAACAGCCAUUACAUUAGAUCAAUAUGGUUGUCUUUAUAUAUUAGAUUAUAGUAAUAAUCGAGUUCAAAAAUGGUAUCCUGGUGCAAGUUAUGGCAUAACUGUUGCAUCAGGAUCAAUGAAUUUUCCAGUUGGAAUGACAUUUGAUCGUCUUGGAAAUCUGGUUGUAGCUGAUUCAAGUUAUCAUAGAAUGAUUUCUUUUAAUAUUAUGUGUCCUCCAACAACAACAACAACAACAGCACCACCAAUGUUAAUAACAACUCCAUUAUGUUCUACAGCUUCGUGGAAUCAAACAUUUUCAAUUAUAGCAGGCUCAACAUCAAGUGCUGGAUCAACUUCAACAUUAUUAUAUUAUCCAAUUCAUAUUGAUUACGACGGUUAUGCAAAUCUGUAUGUUGUUGAUCAUCAAAAUCACAGAAUUCAAAGAUUUCAACCAGGAUCUCAGACUGGUACAACAGUAGCUGGUUCAACAGGUUCAGCUGGAAGUUCACGUGCACAAUUGUAUUAUCCAACAGCAAUGAGUGUAACUAAAAAUGGAACAAUGUUUAUAAUGGAUACAUCAAAUUAUCGAGUUUUAAGAUGGCAAGUUGGUGAUACAUUAGGUUAUGUUGUUGCUGGUGGAAAUGGUAACGGUGGUGCAUUUACUCAAAUUACUACCAGUUAUGGAUUAUUUGUUGACAAUCAAUAUAAUGUUUAUGUGUCUGAAAAUGCUAAUCAUCGAAUUACCAAAUGGUUAUCUGCAAAUCCUACUACUGGAGUUUUAAUUGCUGGUGGAAAUGGUGCUGGAAAUACAGCAGAAAAAUUGAAUUUACCAUGGGGAAUUUAUCUUGAUAGUACCGGUGGAUUAUAUAUUGUUGAUCGUGGCAAUCAUCGUGUCCAAUAUUGGGCAUAUAGAGCAAGCUUUGGUUUAACAGUAGCUGGUUCAACAAGUGAUCCAGGUCCAUGGUCAUAUCAAUUUAAUAAUCCAACAUCAAUAACACAAGAUAUAUAUGGUUAUAUCUAUAUUAUGGACUUCACAAAUGAAAGAAUUCAAAAAUGGUUUCCAGGUGCACCAUUUGGUGUUACUGUUGCAGCAACCAACAUGUAUUAUCCGUAUGGUAUGACAAUGGAUCCAUUUGGAAAUCUGAUUAUAGCUGAUACCUAUUAUCAUCGCGUUAUAUCAUUUGGUCUUACAUGCCCGGCUCCAACAUCGACUACAUCGGCACCAGCAACUCAAGCAAUUGUUCCAUUAUGUCCAACAGCUACUUGGAAUCAAACAUCUACUACAAUAGCUGGAUCAAUAUCAGCAGCUGGAUCAACAUCAACUUUACUCUAUUUUCCAUAUGAUAUAGAUUUUGAUGCCUAUGGAAAUAUGUAUGUUGUUGAUUAUUAUAAUCAUAGAAUUCAAAAAUAUCCAUUCGGAGUAUAUAUUGGCACAACAGUAGCUGGAUUUUCACUUGGAAGUGGAGGUUCACGUUCAGAAUUGUAUUAUCCAACAUCAAUAAGUGUAUCGAAAAAUGGAACAAUGUUUAUAUUAGAUAGAAGCAAUUAUAGAGUUUUAAGAUGGCAAGUUGGUGAUACAUUAGGUUAUAUUGUUGCAGGUGGAAAUGGUAAUGGUGGUGCAUUUACUCAAAUUGGUAUAAGUUAUGGAAUUUUUGCUGAUGAACAAUAUAAUAUAUAUAUAUCUGAACAAACAAAUCAUCGUGUUACUUUAUGGUUUAAUGGAAAUACAACUGUUGGAACUUUGGUUGCUGGUGGAAAUGGUCAAGGAAAUACAGCAGAAAAACUAAAUUCUCCAUGGGGAGUUUAUGUUGAUUCAAAUCAAUCAAUUUAUGUUGUUGAUAGAGGAAAUCAUCGAGUACAAAAAUGGGGUGCAGGAGUCAAUGGUGGUUUAACAGUAGCUGGUUCAACAAGUGAUCCAGGUUCAUGGUCAUAUCAAUUCAAUAAUCCAACAGCAGUUACGUUAGAUCAAUAUGGUUGUCUUUAUAUAUUAGAUUAUAGUAAUAAUCGAAUUCAAAAAUGGUAUCCUGAUGCAAGUUAUGGUACAACUGUUACAUCAGGAUCACUGAAUUUACCAAUUGGAUUAAAAUUUGAUCAUCUUGGCAAUUUAAUUGUAGCUGAUACAUCUUAUCAUCGUGUUGUUUCAUAUAGUGUAAUGUGUCCUGCAACAACAACAACAACAACGUUACCUCCACCUCAAACUCGAGUUCCAUUAUGUGCAACAGCAAUAUGGAAUUCAUCAUUUACAAUGGUUGCUGGCUCAACAUCAAGUCCCGGAUCAACAUCAACAUUAUUAUCAUCUCCAUAUGGUCUUACUUUUGAUGGAUAUGGAUAUAUGUAUGUUAUUGAUUAUGGUAAUCAUAGAAUUCAAAGAUUUCAACAAGGAUCAAAUAUUGGAUCUACAGUAGCUGGUUUAAAUCCAGCAUCUGGUAGUGGACGUUCAGAAUUGUAUUAUCCAUCAGCUUUAUAUGUUGAUUCAAGUCAAACAAUGUAUGUAUUAGAUACUUAUAAUUAUCGUGUUAUGAAAUGGCAAAUUGGAGACACAAUUGGUACAGUUAUUGUUAAUGGUCGAGGUUCUGGCUCAACAUUUGAUAAAAUAGGAAGAAGUCAUGGAUUUUUUGUUGAUACUAAUUAUAAUAUAUAUAUAUCUGAAUUUGGAAAUCAUCGUGUUACAUUAUGGUAUAAUGGAAAUAAUACUGCUGGAUUAUUAGUUGCUGGUGGAAAUGGUCAAGGAAGUACAGCAGAAAAACUAAAUUCACCAUGGGGAAUUUAUGUUGAUAAUACAAGUGGAAUAUAUAUUGUUGAUCAAGGAAAUCAUCGUGUCCAAUAUUGGCCUUCAGGUGCAAGUGUUGCAACAACUGUUGCUGGUACAACAGGUAGUGUUGGUCCAUGGUCCUAUCAAUUUAGUAGUCCAACAUCAAUUAUGCUUGAUCCUUAUGGUUAUAUUUAUGUUUUGGAUACUGGUAAUGCACGAGUUCAAAAAUGGUUUCCAGGAGAUCCAUAUGGAAUAACAAUAUUAUCAGCAACAAUGAGUAGUCCAAUGGGAAUGUCUCUUGAUUUUUCAGGAAAUUUAUUUAUAGCUGAUACAUCUUAUCAUAGAGUUCUAUCGUUUCCUCUGUCAUGUCCAUCACCAACAACAACGACAACACAACCACCAACAAUAUCCCAAAGUCAAAUAUGUUCAACAGGUAUAUGGAAUCAAACAUUUACAGUAACAGCUGGUAUAACAUCAAGUCUUGGUGCAACAACUACUUUACUCAAUUAUCCAGCAGAUAUUGGCUUUGAUGGAUUUUCUAAUAUGUAUGUUGCUGAUAGAGCAAAUCAUAGAAUUCAAUUAUUUCGAUCAGGUCAAACUGUAGGAACAACUGUUGCUGGAACUACAGGUACAGCUGGUGGUACUUAUGCACAAUUAAGUAGUCCAUAUGGAAUAACUGUGACACAAAAUGGAACAAUGUUCAUAAUGGAUACAAAUAAUUAUAGAGUGUUAAGAUGGCAAUUAGGAGAUCCCAUGGGUUAUAUUGUUGCUGGUGGAAAUGGUGCAGGUGGUGCAUUUACUCAAAUUGGAACAAGCUAUUGUUUAUUUGUUGAUAAUCAAUAUAAUGUUUACAUAUCAGAAAAUUCAAAUCAUCGUGUUACUGUAUGGUACAAUCAAAAUAAAACUGCUGGAGCUUUGGUUGCUGGUGGAAAUGGUCUUGGAAGUUCUGCAGAAAGAUUAAACUAUCCAUGGGGUCUUUAUGUUGAUUCAAAUCAAACAGUUUAUAUUGCUGAUGCGAGUAAUCAUCGAGUACAACGUUGGCUUUCAGGAUCAAGUACUGGUACUACUGUAGCCGGCACAACAAGUAGUGCAGGUUCAUGGUCUUAUCAAUUGAAUACUCCAACAGCGGUUACAUUAGAUCCAUAUGGUUUCAUAUAUGUAUUAGAUUAUGGAAAUUCAAGAGUACAAAAAUGGUUUCCUGGUGAUAGUUAUGGUAAAACUGUUAUAUCAGUUACAAUGGGUAGUCCAUUAGGAAUGGAAAUUGAUCUUUCAGCUAAUAUUGUUAUAGCUGAUACAAACUCUCAUAGAAUAUUAUCAUUUGCUUUACUAUGUCCUGGAACAACAACAACAACGAGUCCACCUCCAACUGUAACAACAAUUCCUCUAUGCUCAACAGCAACAUGGAAUUCAACAUCUACAUUAGCAGCUGGUUCAACGAAUACGAUUGGAUCAACAGCAACAUUACUUAAUUAUCCAUAUGACAUUGCAUUUGAUGCUUAUAAUUAUAUGUAUGUUGCAGAUUGUAAUAAUCAUAGAAUUCAAAGAUAUCCUCCAGGAUCAAGUACAGGAGUAACAGUAGCUGGUUUAUCAGGUUCAUUAGGAGGUUCAUUUUCUCAAUUAAAUUAUCCAACAGCAAUUAGUGUAACACAAAAUGGAACAAUGUAUAUAGUUGAUUCAUCAAAUUAUAGGGUUCUAAAAUGGCAAUUAGGUGAGCCACUUGGUUAUAUUGUUGCUGGUGGAAAUGGUAAUGGUGGUGCAUUUACUCAAAUUGGUGGAAGUUAUGGUAUAUUUGUUGAUGAUCAAUCUAAUAUAUAUAUAUCUGAGCAAACAAAUCAUCGUGUUACUAAAUGGUUUAAUGGAAAUACAACUGUUGGAACUUUGAUUGCUGGUGGGAAUGGUCAAGGAAGUACACCAGAUAAAUUAAAUUAUCCAUGGGGAAUUUAUGUCGAUAGUAAUAGUAGUCUAUAUAUUGCUGAUAGAAGUAAUCAUCGAAUCCAACGAUGGGAUUUAGGUGCUGCUAAUGGAAUAACUGUUGCUGGUGAUAUGUAUGCAAAUGCUGGUUCAUUAACAUAUCAAUUGAGUAGUCCAACAGGAGUUAUAGUCGAUCAAUACGGUUCUAUUUAUAUAUUGGACUACGGAAAUUCACGCAUCCAAAAAUGGUAUCUAGGUGCAACAUUUGGAGUAACUGUUUUAACAGGAACAUUUAAUAAUCCACUUCAUAUGAACAUUAAUGCAUUUGGAAAUUUAUUUAUAGCUGAUACAAAUUAUCAUCGCAUUCAAACAUUCAGUGUAUACUGUCCUUUAACAACAACAACAAAUGUUCCACCGUCAGCACAAACUUCAAUACCAUUAUGUUCAACAGCUAUGUGGAAUUCUACAGCAACUAUAAUUGUUGGUGCAACAGGAACUUCAGGAAAUUCUCCAACAUUUCUUUCAAGUCCAUACCAUGUAUCAUUUGAUCAAUAUCAACAAAUGUAUGUUGCUGAUUAUGGUAAUCAUAGAAUUCAACAAUAUACAUUCGGAUCAAAUGUAGGACAAACAGUUGCUGGUAUAACUUCAUCUGCUGGAAGUACAUUAGGUCAACUUAAUAAUCCAUCUGCAGUUUAUGUUGAUGCAAAUGACAAUAUGUAUAUAUUAGAUACAUCAAAUUAUCGAAUUCUUCAAUGGCAAGUAGGAAAUCAACUUGGGGCUAUUGUUGUUAAUGGUCGUGGUUCAGGUACAACAUUAGAUAAAAUAGGAACUAGUUAUGCUAUGUUUAUUUUUAAUGAAACAUAUAUUUAUGUAUCUGAAUAUGGAAAUAAUCGAGUUACAAAAUGGACAAUAUCAAAUAACAAUCUUGGGCAAUUGAUGGCAGGUGGAGCUGGUUCUGGUAGUACAUCAGAAAAACUAAAUGGUCCAUGGGGAAUUUAUGUUGAUAAUAAUGCAAUAUUAUAUGUUGCUGAUCGAUUGAAUCAUCGUAUUCAAAAAUGGGUUUUUGGAUCACCAUCUGGUGUGACAAUAGCUGGACAAAGUGCAGUAUCAGGUCCAUGGUCAUAUCAAUUUAAUAAUCCAACAUCUCUUACAUUUGAUCAAUAUGGUUAUAUGUAUGUAUUAGAUGCAGGAAACUCACGAGUCCAAAAAUGGUCAAUAGGUAUGGCAUAUGGUGUCACAGUUGUAUCAGGAUCAAUGUCAAAUCCAUCUGCAAUGCAAUGGGAUUUUUCAAAUAAUAUCUAUGUUGCUGAUACAUCAUCACAUCGAAUUGUAUCAUUCAAUGUUUUAUGUCCUGCAACAACACCAGCAACUUCAGCAUUUCCAACAUUAUCACCGAAUUUAGCAUGUCAAACAGGUAUUUAUAAUACAAGUUGGUCAAUUGUAGCUGGAAUUUCAUCAACUUCUGGAACUUCAUCUUCAAAUUUAAAUAGUCCCUAUGAUGUUUUUAUUGAUGGAAAUUUUAAUGUUUAUAUUGCUGAUUAUGGAAAUAGUAGAAUUCAAAAAUUUCAAUCAGGUGUUUUAUCUGGAAGUACAUUAGCUGGUUAUACAUUAACUGGUGGUUCAUCAUAUUCAGAAUUAAAUGGUCCAACAUCAAUAUUUGUUGAUUUAAAUGGAGUAAUGUAUAUAGCUGAUUCGAAUAAUUACAGAGUUCAAAAAUGGUUACCAAAUCAACCAUUAGGUUAUACUGUUGCUGGUGGAAAUGGAAACGGUGCUACACUUGAUAAACUGGGUGUUGUUAAUUCAAUUUUCGUUAAUGACCAAGGAAAUAUUUACAUAUCAGAAUAUAGUAAUCAUAGAGUUACUUUAUGGUUGUCUUCUAAUACAAGUGCUGGUCAAUUGAUUGCUGGUGUUGGUGUUCUUGGAAACUCGUUAAUUCAUUUGAAUAAUCCAUGGGGCAUUUUUGUUGAUUCAAACGGUACUCUAUAUGUUGUUGAUAGAGGCAAUCACCGAGUGCAACAAUGGAUAAGAGGUUCUACUUUUGGUACGACUGUUGCUGGAACAACAGGUGUUUCUGGAUCAAAUUCAUCUCUUUUAAAUUCUCCUACGACAAUUACUUUUGAUUCAAAUUAUUUUAUGUAUAUCAUGGAUGCAGGAAAUAACAGAAUACAAAGAUUUGCACCUGGUUCUAUAACCGCAGAUACUAUUGUUUCUAUGGCUUUCAGUUCUCCGAAAGGUAUGCGAAUCGAUCCAGUGGGUAAUUUAUUUAUUGCUGAUCAAAAUAAUCACCGAGUCGUUCUUUUUCGAUGUGUCUACAAUGCAUCGACAACAACACUUACAACAGUAACUACUACAUCAGCUACUACAACUUCAACAACAGCAUCAACAACUACUAGCUCAACGACAACAUCCAGGACUACUUCAACAACAUCAACAACUACUUCUUCAACAACACAAACAAGUACUACAUCAACAACAUCAACAAGUACUUCUUCAACAACAGAAACAACCACAACAGGACCAACGACAACUUCAGUUACAACAACAACAUCAGUUACUACUACGACAACAACAGCGACCUCUACUACAUCUACAACGGCAACCAGUACUACCACAACAACAAUAACAACAACAACAACAACGACAGCUACGACUUUAACAACAAGUACAGUCAUUUUAACUACAACAACAACUAUAGCUGUACUUACAACUACAACAACAACUGCAGCAGUAGUCACAACUACCACUGGAGUCACAACGGUGACAACAACUGUCACUAGUACAACGAUCGCUACUGUACCAGGAGCAACAACUACUACUGGACUUACCACAGCAGCAGCUAGUCAGUCUGCUAGUACUUCAGCUGCCAAAUCCAAAGAGAGUUCAUCAAAUACAGGUAUUAUAGCUGGUUGUGCUGUUGGUGGUGUAGCUGCUCUUGGAGCUGCCAUUGCUACUGGAGUUGCACUAGCUAAAAAAUCAGCAGGAACUAGUGCUCUUACUAAGAAUCAAAUCAGUUCUACAAAAGGAAAGAAUAGCUUUACGAAAGUGGAGAGAAUUCCAUCACCAAAACAACCGUCUGUUUCACAAAAUAAUAAAAAUGCGCCGUCAAAUGUUAAAACCGCUGAGAGUCCUCCUUCAAAUCCAAAACUUAAUAGUAAUACUACUUCAAAACCUGGAACAGUUUCAAAUGCGAUGUCAAAUAAUACAGAGGGUACUCAUGGCAUACCACAACAACUCAAUGUUCAUCCUCGUUCCUAUAAUAUUCAUGUUAUCAAAUAA